AUGGCCCGAAGAUUUGGAGACUUCGUAAUGCUGGGAUUUUCUCUCAUAAAUGUUAUCAGAUCUUCGUAUGCCUCUGUUGUCUCCACAGGUGAUUUCAACGACGAUUUCUCCAUUACGUGGUCUCAAAGCCAUGUGAAUACAUCUGCUGAUGGACAUUCUAGAAGCUUAAAACUAGAUCAAGAAUCUGGCGCGGCUUUUACUUCAAGAAAUAUGUUCUUGUUCGGGCAGAUUGAUAUGCAGAUUAAAUUGAUAUCAGGAUAUUCAGCCGGCACAGUAUUAGCCUAUUAUCUAAGUUCUGAUCAACCAAAUCGCGACGAAAUUGACUUUGAAUUUCUGGGUAAUGAAACGGGGCAGCCAUACACAUUGCAAACAAAUUUGUAUGUUGAUGGAUAUGAUAACAGGGAAGAAAGAAUUUCUCUUUGGUUUGAUCCAACUGAAGAAUUCCACACAUACACAAUUCUUUGGAACGCUCAACAAAUUGUGUUCAUGGUGGAUUGGGUGCCAAUAAGGAUUUACAGAAAUCAUGAAGACAAAGGUGCUGCUUUUCCGAGCAGCCGACCAAUGUCCCUUAGGAUCAGCCUAUGGAACGGCGACAGCUGGGCAACAAGAGGAGGUCUAGAUAAAAUUGAUUGGUCAAAAGGGCCCUUUAUAGCCUAUUUUAGGAACUAUAAGAUUGACGCAUGUGUUUGGAAAGGAAAUCGAAGGUUAUGUAGGGUAGAAAGCAACAAGAAUUGGUGGAACAAGCCCAACUUCAGUGGCUUGACACCCAGCCAAAGGGGAAUGUUCAGAUGGGUGAGAAAAUAUUAUCUAAUAUAUGACUAUUGUAAUGAUCCACAAAGGUUUCGAGGACAUCUACCGAUAGAAUGCUCUCUUUCAAAAUUCUACUAA
Messenger RNA from Dendrobium catenatum, 888 nucleotides. Its product is annotated as probable xyloglucan endotransglucosylase/hydrolase protein 10. Gene Ontology annotation, biological process: xyloglucan metabolic process; cell wall biogenesis. NCBI's taxonomy places the organism in Eukaryota, Viridiplantae, Streptophyta, Magnoliopsida, Asparagales, Orchidaceae. The transcript is spliced from 4 exons. Gene Ontology annotation, molecular function: xyloglucan:xyloglucosyl transferase activity; hydrolase activity, hydrolyzing O-glycosyl compounds. The record is from RefSeq and is a predicted model, not a curated record. The coding region runs from base 1 to 888 and encodes 295 amino acids. Gene Ontology annotation, cellular component: apoplast; cell wall.